This is a messenger RNA of Boleophthalmus pectinirostris (great blue-spotted mudskipper), 2345 nucleotides long. It is a transcript of the gene fancg, whose product is annotated as FA complementation group G. Bases 384 to 2237 code for a protein of 617 amino acids. Gene Ontology annotation, biological process: interstrand cross-link repair. Gene Ontology annotation, molecular function: protein binding. NCBI's taxonomy places the organism in Eukaryota, Metazoa, Chordata, Actinopteri, Gobiiformes, Gobiidae. The transcript has 15 exons. The record is from RefSeq and is a predicted model, not a curated record. Gene Ontology annotation, cellular component: Fanconi anaemia nuclear complex.
CAGUGAUGACAAAGCAUGUCUGAACAGGAAUAGCACAGCACCUGGGGUCAAUGGGUUUGUUCUGCAAACCUCACCGAAACGUCUAUCCAGAGAUCUGUCGGACUUCAGUCAGCUCUGCAUUUCUCUGCAUCAGCUCCUUCAGUGGUGUCUGCUCUGUGACAGCCAGAGGACGACAUGAGCCCCCAGCAUGACCUUCACUGGCUCUAUGAUGACACACAUUAUGCUGUGCGUAAAAUUUGCUGAAAUCCAUCGUAAUUGCCUGCUAUGCCCACCAGAGGACAACAGAGGCAUACAGACCUGCACUAAGAUAGGAGAGAAGAGGGCACUUCCUGCUGAUUUUGAGGGAAAGAUAAAGUUAAGUAAAAUUUAAUUGUUCCGUUAAAAUGUACAGAGCAACGCCUUUGCUGGAGAAAUGGGUACAGGAAAACAACGAUCUUGUAACUAAAUGGAAGACAGGUGAAAAUCUCCUGAGAAAAGACGAGAGACAGUUAAAACUGAGAUGCCUUUCUUUGGAGUUUCACAAACUUUUGAGAAAAAUACAAGGUGCUCCACUUCUUAUAGGUGUCACUCAGUUGGAGCUAACUGUGUUGUACAAUGCUAGUGUAUUUUCUAUAGCUAUGUCUGAGUUUUCCAAAGUGGAGCUGCUUAUUACAAAUGUCAUGGAUAAAGUUUUCAAGAUAUCAGGAUGUAGACAUACCCCUGGGAGCUCUGAUUAUCUUUUGUUUUGGAGAAAAGCUUUAGAAAAAGCCAUAAAGCAUACAGAUUUUGAGUGUGGCAUUAGACAGCUGUUCUGUUUGCAGUGGGCAAUAUGGCUAGCCACACAGAAAUACCAUAUUAUCUGUGAAACUGAGAAGGAGAUAUCAUUGUUAAUUUCAACUGAAAACAAAAAAGGAGUGCUGUCGGAGUCUUUACUGCCAGUUUUAGAACCAAAAGAGCUUAUUGAGAUAUUACAUGUCUGUACUUUAAUUGUGCAAGGUGCAGAAAGAUUCAGAGAUGGUCAGUAUUCAGAGGCUUUGAGUGAUAUAGAGAAAGCCACCUCAUUCACUGCUCCCAGAGGUGUAGUGGCCUGUACACACCUUCUGUUGGGCUCUUGCUUUCACCAAAUGAAAUGUCCUCAGAUGGCACUGACCUGUUUCCGGAGAGCACUGGAGACAGAUGGUCAUUGCGUCAGUGCGUUGUACCAGAGCAUGCUCGUCUACAGGCAGCUAGGAAAUAAACAGGCUGAGAUCCAAGCUCUUGAGUUACUGCAUUCAGUUUUAAACUUAACACACAGCUCAGAGUGUAACACGGGAGAUGGUCUGCUUGUCUCCUCUGAGUUACUCCUCUCCAGCUCCUCUUUGAAGAACCUCUUGGAAGUACCCUCUGCUCCAACAGUCCUUCACAUUUUGGCUUUACAGUGUGUCCGCUUUGGAAGAGUAUCAGAGGGCGUGGAGCAUUAUCUGGACUUAUUAGCUAUUCUUCACACAGGCCAACCUAAUCCCCAUCAUAUGAAUAUGGACAUUCCAUUUCUUCCCCAUUUGAGUGUUCUUUACCUUGAGGCUGCUGCUGCUAUGCUUAUGGUCCAGCGACCUGCCGAUUGCAUUGCACUGUGUGAUGAAGUUGUUAACACAACACUAGAUCUUCUACCACAAAGAUUGGUUUUGGAAGAGUUGAGUGUGGAAAAUGAGCCCAGUACUCCUGCUGUGGACUAUGAUGACAAAGGGGCCAUGGUCCUCUACGUUGGGGCGAGUAAUCUCCUCAAGGGUCACUGCUACAUGCUUUUAAAGGAGUGGAAACAAGCUAUGACCCAUUAUACAAGGUGUUUAGAUCUGCUUUUAAGAGUGCGCUUUAAAAUUAAAGGAUGUCAACCACAGAUCCCCAGCACAGACAUGGUUGGCAAAGAGGGGUCAAAAUUAUUCACAGUCCAGAGGCUAAAAGCGUUGUCAUUGGCUGGCAGAGGUAUCUGCUUUGCUCAGACUGAUCGAUUGAAAGAAUCUCUUAGAGACCUUCAUCUCAGUUUGCAUGCAUUCCCAGAGUGUGUAAAUGCUGGGUUAUGGUGUGGAGAAGUACUGUGGAGACUGCAACGGAGACACGAAGCUGCCAGCAGCUGGAAGAAGACAUGGGGCUUUACCUCAGAAUCUUCCAAUGAAAGUGUUUGUGUUUAUUUAGUUGAACCUCCAACUGACCAUAUGUUGAACCCCAUGGAGCUUCAACAAAGAAUUGAAGAUCUUGGAUUUGAGGAUGACAGAAAUGCAUAAUUUCUGCUGUUGUCCUUAUAAUGUGUAUAUUUUGUUUGUUGAACAAUCAAAUACAGUUAAUCCUCUUGACUUGUAGAGAUUGGUAAUAAAUCAUUCUUAAAACAAUAA